AAAAGACCUUUCAAAUGGUACCAGAUAUUUGGGAGAUGACAGAUUUAGCACGAUACCAUGUAAUAAUAGCCCAGGGUUCAAAGUUGAAUUAUGACCACAUCUAAAUAUUGGAUUGAAAUACAUCAUUUGAAAGGUCUCUUUCUAAGCUUUCACAAAAUCAUAAAUUGGGGUCACAGUACUAAAGUUAUGGCUGCUGAAACUACUGUAACAUGUCCGUUUGAAUUAUAACUAGGUACCUAUACACACACUAUCACACACACACACACUAUGACUGCACCACCCACACACACACACUCACACGCACACCCUCGCACACACACACCCUCCCUACACACACACACACUUGCACACACCCUCCCACCACACACACACACACACACCCUCCCACCACACACACACUCACACGCAUACCCUCGCACACACACACCCUCCCCCCCACACACACACUUGCACACACACACCCUCCCACCACACACCUCCCACACACACACACACAGGAAGCAGAUGACGUCAGUAGCUCAGCGUAUGAAUGCUAAUGGAGAGGCUCGUAAACGUGGUGGUGGUAUGACCCGAACCUUCUCCCCCCUCACUCCUAUCAUACAGCGCCUCUUAGUACACAAGCCUGCCUACACUGUAUGAGGGCUAAACUGGAUGCCUGUCCUCUCAAAGAGCUCGAGGAUUUCACUAUUCUAGUAACGAGCACCACUUCAGUCUGGCCCACAAGACUGCCCUCCAUGGCCGCCUGCCCAUCAUACAGUUCCUAGUGGAGAGUGGACUGCCCUCCUCCGCACUGCAGAUACCAGAUGACUCAUUCACCACACCCGCCAUGCUCGCUAUACAGGGACUAAUAGGCAGUUACUGGUUGUCCGUUUGACACUGACAUUUAGUCGCUAAUUUAGACUGCCAUACUUAAGUUUAGCCUGGUUAGAGCAGUUACACACAAUAAAAGUGCAUUCUGUAGCUGACUAUAUUCGGCCAAAUCCAACUUAACAAGUGAGACCAAUAACGUAAGCCCAGGGAUAAUAAAACAUAAGCUAGUAUAUUUAUAGUCACCUCCAGUGGCUCCAUAACUUAAGUUUCGAUUGCAUAGCUACUGUAGCUACGAUAACUGAAUAUCAUAUUUUUGGUUAUUUAGUUUCUGUAUCACUCCCCACACACACACACCACCCACACACACACACACACCCACCCACACACACACACACCCACACACACAUACACACACACCACCCACACACACACCCACACAUACACACACACCACCCACACACACCCACACACACAUACACACACACACACACACACCACCCACACACACACACACACAGCUCACACACACACACACACACACACACACACACACAGCUGCUCAUGGACUUUGGCUACAGCAUGGUCCACACGGACAGGGAGAACCAGAGGCCGGUGGAUUGGGCCGAUGUUAUGGGUCAGAAUAUCUGUGUCCUCUAUCUCAUGAUGUACGAGACUUGUUGGGCACUCUCUGGAGAACUGACACACAUGGCCGAGCAGCUCGCUAUCAGGGGUCAAGUACCUGUGCGGAAGGCGCCCCCUGAACCACCCACUACCCCUAAACGAUCCUCCAAUCGUACCCCCGGAUCAUGCUGCUAAGAAGAGGUCGCGAAGGUCAAAGGACAGAGGUCAUGAAGCAGCAGAUAAAGGGAGGACCAUAAUACCAUUGACUAUCGAACAGCCACCCCCCAAGAAGUGUUAGAGAAGCAGAUGACGUCAGUAGCUCAGCAUAUGAAUGCUAAUGGAGAGGCUCGUCAACGUGGUGGUGGUAUGACCCGAACCUUCUCCCCCCUCACUCCUAUCAUACAGCACCUCUGCAGCAAGUCAGAUGAGGCUGAUAGCAAGAGUGAGAGGUCCUCCAGGAGCCAGAGACACACAGAAGACGCUAGGAGAUCGGCUCCGAAAGUCAAGUUCUCUAAAACUAUUACCGAGUUUCCAGACUAUAGUCGUUAUGACAACCCGACAGAGAUCAAAUCAGUAUCAAGCCCAGGUCAAAGUCCAUCCCAUAGUCACCAUGGCAAGUUAGACGGGGACUCGCUUAGGGUCAAAGGUGAAAGCUCGGAACACAUCAGAAAAAAAUUAUUAUUAUUAGCAUAGCUCAUUAUUUUUAUUGCUUAUACUCAAGAUUUGUAUGUUACUAAUGAUAGUGUCAUUUGCCAUAUGCACAGUGUGUAAUGUAGGCCCUGAUAAAUUAUGCUCGGAAUAAUUUUUAGCAUAAUAG
Halichondria panicea is the source of this 2248-nucleotide messenger RNA. RefSeq lists its product as uncharacterized. Lineage: Eukaryota; Metazoa; Porifera; Demospongiae; Suberitida; Halichondriidae. Bases 1738 to 2124 code for a protein of 128 amino acids. The record is from RefSeq and is a predicted model, not a curated record. The transcript is spliced from 6 exons.